AGCAUUAUCGGCCAUCUUGGCUGUCUAGCUGUGAGCACAUCUGUGCGGAAGUGGAAACUUCUCUCUGAGAAGUCUAGGGUUCCGCUUUUGGAUGGUUAGAUAGCAGCUUCAUUUCAGGUUUACAUUAAGCCGAAGAGAAGGGAAGAUGGCAGGAAGGUUGCCAGCUUGUGUGGUUGACUGUGGAACGGGGUAUACAAAACUUGGAUAUGCUGGGAAUACAGAGCCACAGUUCAUAAUACCAUCAUGUAUCGCCAUAAAGGAAUCUGCAAAAGUUGGUGAUCAGGCUCAGAGAAGGGUGAUGAAAGGUGUGGAUGACUUGGACUUCUUUAUUGGGGAUGAAGCAAUAGAUAAACCAACAUAUGCAACAAAGUGGCCUAUUCGUCAUGGUAUUGUUGAAGACUGGGAUCUCAUGGAAAGGUUUAUGGAACAGGUUAUAUUUAAAUACCUUCGGGCGGAACCUGAAGACCAUUAUUUUCUUUUGACUGAACCUCCGUUAAACACCCCUGAAAAUAGAGAGUAUACUGCUGAAAUCAUGUUUGAGUCUUUCAAUGUUCCAGGCCUUUACAUUGCUGUUCAGGCUGUCCUCGCUUUAGCUGCAUCUUGGACGUCAAGGCAAGUUGGAGAGCGAACCCUAACUGGCACUGUAAUAGACAGUGGUGAUGGAGUCACACAUGUUAUUCCAGUAGCCGAAGGCUAUGUUAUUGGCAGUUGUAUUAAACACAUUCCAAUUGCUGGAAGAGACAUUACAUACUUCAUUCAACAGUUGCUAAGAGACAGAGAAGUUGGCAUUCCACCAGAACAAUCUCUGGAAACUGCUAAGGCAGUCAAGGAGCGCUUUAGUUAUGUUUGUCCAGAUUUAGUAAAAGAAUUUAGUAAGUACGAUACUGAUGGAGCAAAGUGGAUCAAACAGUACACUGGUGUCAACGCAAUUUCUAAGAAAGAGUUCACGAUUGAUGUAGGAUAUGAAAGAUUCCUGGGACCUGAAAUCUUUUUUCAUCCUGAGUUUGCAAAUCCAGACUUCACACAACCCAUCUCAGAAGUAGUAGAUGAGGUUAUCCAGAACUGCCCAAUUGAUGUUAGAAGACCUUUGUACAAGAACAUUGUUCUCUCUGGAGGUUCCACUAUGUUUAGGGAUUUUGGUCGCAGAUUGCAGCGAGAUUUGAAACGAACUGUGGAUGCUAGACUCAAACUCAGUGAGGAAUUGAGUGGUGGCAGGCUAAAGCCCAAGCCUAUUGAUGUGCAAGUCAUAACUCAUCAUAUGCAGAGGUAUGCUGUAUGGUUUGGAGGAUCUAUGCUGGCUUCCACACCGGAGUUUUACCAGGUGUGCCACACCAAAAAAGAUUAUGAAGAGAUUGGCCCAAGUAUCUGUCGCCACAAUCCUGUAUUUGGAGUUAUGUCAUAAAGCAAAUUUCAGUACUUUCGUUAGGCCGUGAUGUACACAUCUUUUACUCCUGUACUGUCUGGAUAGCUUGUAUUUGCGAUAAUGUAAACAGUUUGAUUAUUUUGUGGGAGGCCAGACCAAACACAAUUAAGCUCAGCAGAUGUAGUAACAGCAUCAUCAGGUGGAGUAUGGCUCUAAUCCAGAUGGAUUGAAUGCUUUUUCCCCUUAUGUUGAACAUUUUGAACUUAUUACAAAGCUCUGCAAUGAUUUUAAAUUAUCUUGCACCCUGAUGUAUAUUGACUAGUGUGAGACUAGAAGGGCUCUGAUUGGGUAGAGAUAACUCUUAAAAAUGAUUUGUUUUGUGCUCCUUUGUAUGUACAGUACAAGAGCUUGUUUAUAAUUCAUAUUAAUUUUUUAUGUAUACCAUCACAGAGAAAUUGUUAAAUAUAAAUAACUGGUAUGUAUUAAAAAUAUCAGUAAUAUAACUAACAAGACAUUUCCGAUGUUAAAGGUAACUAGCCAGAAACAUCCUUGUUUUAUACCAGCUGACUUUGCAAGUGCUUAGGGAACUAAGAAACAAUGUUCCUCAACUAAUCCACCGCCUGUCAGUGCUUUCAGAUUUCUCAAUACUCUAUUUCCUGUUUCUUGCUACAAAAAAGAAAGAAAAAAGUUUUAAAAAAAUCUGUUGGACCAGUAUUGUAGUUCUGAAGCCUUGUGAGGCUGGUUUGAGCCAUUCCAAUAAAGACACACAGUUGUUUGUAA
Protopterus annectens (West African lungfish) is the source of this 2143-nucleotide messenger RNA. RefSeq names its product actin related protein 3 (gene ACTR3). NCBI's taxonomy places the organism in Eukaryota, Metazoa, Chordata, Ceratodontiformes, Protopteridae. The coding region runs from base 146 to 1402 and encodes 418 amino acids. Gene Ontology annotation, cellular component: actin cortical patch; Arp2/3 protein complex. The transcript has 12 exons. The record is from RefSeq and is a predicted model, not a curated record. Gene Ontology annotation, molecular function: actin filament binding. Gene Ontology annotation, biological process: Arp2/3 complex-mediated actin nucleation.